AAAAUAUUAAUUAACCGGUACACCAAUAACCUCAAUCAUAUGAUAUGACCAAUCACGUAUAGUGAGUGAUAAGUACAGAACAACAAAAAAGUGACAAUUAGAUAAGAAAUAUAAACAUUAUUUGUUAUAAUUAGAGCACAGUAAAAUGUCAGGUGGCGAUAAUUUGAAUAUUGCUCUUAUUACAGGAAUAACCGGUCAAGAUGGUUCUUAUCUGGCAGAAUUUCUUCUAGAAAAAGGAUAUCGUGUUCAUGGAAUUAUUCGCAGAGCUAGCACAUUUAAUACAUCCAGAAUAGAACAUCUAUAUGCUGACAAAUUUACUCACAGAGGUGGUAAAAUGAAACUUCAUUAUGGAGAUCUGACAGACUCUAGUAGUCUGGUAAAGAUUAUUUCUACAAUAAAACCCACUGAAAUUUAUAAUUUAGCUGCACAAAGCCAUGUUAAAGUUUCUUUUGACUUGAGUGAGUAUACAGCAGAAGUUGACGCUAUCGGCACACUCAGAUUGUUGGAUGCUAUCAGAACAUGUGGAUUGGAAAAGCAGGUAAAAUUUUAUCAAGCAUCUACUUCAGAGUUGUACGGUAAAGUACAGGAAAUACCACAGUCAGAAACUACACCGUUUUAUCCCAGGUCACCUUAUGCAUGUGCCAAAUUGUAUGCCUACUGGACAGUAAUUAAUUACCGAGAAGCCUAUAGUAUGUUUGCAUGCAAUGGUAUACUGUUUAAUCAUGAAAGUCCAAGAAGAGGUGAAACAUUUGUUACUAGAAAAAUUACUAGGGAAAUAGCCAAAAUUUAUUUGGGUUUGUCUGAAUCUUUUGAACUGGGAAAUUUGGAUUCCAAAAGGGAUUGGGGACAUGCCAAAGAUUAUGUAGAGGCAUGUUUUAAGGCAAUGUGGUUAAUGUUACAACAACAAGUUCCUGAAGAUUUUGUCAUUGCUUCUGGAGAAUCACAUAGCGUACGUGAAUUUGUGGAGGCUGCAUUUAAUUUUGUAGGUAAAGAAAUAUUAUGGGAGGGCAAGGGUUUAGAUGAGGUGGGUAAAGAGAAAGGAAGUGGGAUUGUAAGAGUAAAAGUAAACCCAAAAUAUUUUCGACCUACAGAAGUGGAUAUUCUUCUGGGGAAUUCCUCAAAAGCAAGAAUACAGUUGGGAUGGUCACCAAAAGUGCCUUUUUUGCAAUUAGUUGAAAACAUGAUGAACUCUGAUAUAGAAUUAAUGAAAAGUAAUCCUUCAGCUUAAAAUUUUAUGAAACUAUUGAGGAUAUGUUCUGUAUUAUACAUAUUCACAUAUAGGCAUAUGAGAGGUUUGAAGGUAGUUAUUAAUACAGUAAUAUUGAAAAUAUUGAUAAAAAGCAUAGGUAUCAAUUACAGAUAUUUUUAAAAGUUUUUAUUUUAUAAA
Molecule: messenger RNA, 1387 nt
Organism: Agrilus planipennis (emerald ash borer)
Lineage: Eukaryota; Metazoa; Arthropoda; Insecta; Coleoptera; Buprestidae
Product: GDP-mannose 4,6 dehydratase
Exons: 5
Coding region: 146-1228 (360 amino acids)
Biological process (GO): GDP-mannose metabolic process
Molecular function (GO): GDP-mannose 4,6-dehydratase activity
Source: RefSeq, a predicted model, not a curated record